Exaiptasia diaphana is the source of this 1566-nucleotide messenger RNA. RefSeq names its product 15-hydroxyprostaglandin dehydrogenase [NAD(+)]-like. The record is from RefSeq and is a predicted model, not a curated record. The coding region runs from base 131 to 505 and encodes 124 amino acids. The transcript is spliced from 3 exons. Gene Ontology annotation, cellular component: cytoplasm. Gene Ontology annotation, molecular function: oxidoreductase activity, acting on the CH-OH group of donors, NAD or NADP as acceptor. NCBI's taxonomy places the organism in Eukaryota, Metazoa, Cnidaria, Anthozoa, Actiniaria, Aiptasiidae.
AUAAUUGUUCAUAUCAUACUCAGCCUCAACCAAUAAUUGUUCAUAUCAUACUCAGUCCCAACCAAUAAUUGUUCAUAUCAUACUUAGCAUCAACCAAUAAUACCCAAUCUCUCACAACUUCCCAUUACAUAUGAAUAUCGUGAUUUCGAUAGUGAUACUAACUAGUACUACAGGAAUCUCGCCGUGGCCYCUUCCCKUCUAUUCAGCUACAAAAAGUGGUGUGAUUGGUUUCACUAGAGCAACUGCCGUUUCACGGGUAGCUGUGGAAAAGGGCAUACGAGUCAAUUGUCUGUGUCCCCAUGGAACAGACACUCCCAUGGCCAAGAAAGCACUGGAAGAUUUCCCUGAGCUUGAGCAAUCAUUGAUGAAACCAGAGGUUAUUGCUAAAGCUCUGAUUCAGCUCAUUGCCGAUGACUCCAAGAAUGGCGAGGCUCUGGUUAUACUUGACGAACAGACGUCWGGUUACCACCAGUUUAACAAAUUGGGUGUAUUCAAACCUAACUGAACGUGGACAAACUUAUAAUAUCUACUAUCUAUCCUGGCUGCCAUCAAUUUAACACCCUGGUGUAUUCAAACCUAACUGAACGUGAACAAACUUAUAAUAUCUACUACCGUAUUUACUCGAAUAGACGCCGCGGCGUUUAUUUCUUUUUUCACGAUUCGGGAGCGGCGUUUAUUAAAAAGACACUUUAUUCAGUACUACAUACCGUACUUUAUAUUGUAUCUUUUUACUAACAAACAGUAACGAAUCUCCAUAUAUAUGUCGUGUUCAUUUUGUCUAUUCAAUUUAUGAUUUUAACCAGAGUGAAACUUCUAUUUCAACAUCAAUGUCCUCCUGGUGGUCGGAAUCUAACAGCUGCUGAGAGCAAAGAAGUACAGUCACUUCGAAAUAAAAAAUGCUUUAAAAGAAAAUAAAUUCACAUUGCUGGUAUCAUAAUUUCCUCAACUUCACGCCGCACCCAGAUGCGGCGUCUAUUCGGGGGCGGCGUCUAUUAAUAUUUUGAGCUUUAAGUGCAGCGUCUAUUUGAGGGCGGCGUCUAUUCGGUGGAGGCGUCUAUUCGAGUAAAUACGGUAUCUAUCCUGGCUGCCAUCAACUUAACAACCUGGUGUAUUCAAACCAAACUUAUGUUAUUAGUAUUCUUUUAAUGAAUGGUUAAAGACAUUUUGACAUGUUUUCAAUUUUACCAUGUACCUCAGUAAAUUUCUUUUUGUUUUAAUGAUAAAGUUCCGGAGAAUCCACAAAAUCAUUCCCUAUUUGAURGUUUUUGCCGAUGCGACCGCCAUUUUGAGAUUAUGUCAUGAUGCAAAGGCACAAAUUGUUUAGAAAAAAAACCCUACUUUCUCCUUCAAGACGACAGAUUCAAGAUGGCGGCCAUAUUGGCAAAAAGUCCUUGAGGUUGUAAACCUGGGCUAAAUUUCCUACUGACAUUACCAUAGUAACCUUUACAAACUUAAUUUCACAAGAAUUACCAGAAUAUUUUCAAGAAGUAAAUAAUGUUUUUACAAUGAAUAAAAAAAGGAAAUAUCGUUUUAACUUUUGCAAAUAAAUAAAGAAAUUUCAAAGUC